AGAUUUCCUCAGACACGACACCCACGACCAAUUGAGUUUUCCCAGCGCCGUGAAUCGCACUAAAAACGCAGGAAAAUAUUUGAUUUGCAGCAGCUAAAUUAAAAUACAACAACAAGCGGAACGGGGGGAAGUCCCAGGAACGACAGGCAGUGCGAAAGGGAGAGCGUGAGUGAUAUUGGGAGUGAGUGCGUGUGCGAGCGAGAGAUGGGGAGUGGGUUCUUGUUCUUGUAAUUUUACCAAAAAGAAAUUUCGUUCGGGAAAUGUGGAAAAUGUGCGCGAGGAGAGCUGAUGGAGAAAACAACCCCGAAAAGCGAGCAAUCGACGACGAAUAAAUACCAACAAAAACUUACACUGCGCGGCUGAUUAAUAAAAACCCAAAAAAGAAAAGUAAAGAACUAAAAACGAAUAAAAUAAAACGUUAUAAAGAAAGUGUGAGAACGUGAAAUCAAAACUCCAAAUCAGAAUUUGGAUUGUAAAUUUUCGGGGCUGGUCGUUGCGUUUCGAAUGGGAGAUAAACACACAGAGAGAGAUAAAUACGGAAAUAAAAUUAAUGGAAAACCAGCAUAGACAUAUGUAUGUAUGUGGGUGUGAGUUUGACUGCCAAUGUGUGUGCGUGUGUGUCAAAGUGGCCAAGUGUGUGUGCUUAUCGCAUGGAAAUGCAGUCGUAAGUGGAGCAGGCGAGAAAUAAUUUCGAAUUUUGGACAGAUAAAAACCAAGUAAACCCCGCAAAGCCCCCGCUAUAAUGGCGCUAUAAUGCUGCCACGCCUAUCUAACAGACCAUCCUAACAGCUGCCCACAUUUCGUUAACCCAUAUAUGUACAUAUGUAUAUAACACCAGCCAACCAACCAUCUAUCCAUCCAUCCAUUCAGGACCCCAAAACAACGCCAAAAUGAUCUCCGCUGCAUUGGGUCAUCUGUAGAAUCGUCAUCGCAACAGCACCACCACAUAAUGCAUCCCAUGACUCCCGAAAACCACGCCAUCGCCUGGAGCACGAGCAAUACUACUAUUAAUCCUUGUCGCAGUCGGGGCAGCAGGAUGCUGCUCCUGCCUGCUUGGCUGCUCCUCAUCCUGGUGGCCAGCACUGGCCUGCCAGCAGUCAGAGGCCAGUAUCAAUCGCCGCGCAUCAUUGAACAUCCCACGGAUCUGGUCGUCAAGAAGAAUGAACCCGCCACACUCAACUGCAAAGUGGAGGGCAAGCCGGAACCCACUAUCGAGUGGUUUAAGGAUGGCGAACCCGUCAGCACCAACGAAAAGAAAUCGCACCGCGUCCAGUUCAAGGACGGCGCCCUCUUCUUCUACAGGACCAUUCAGGGCAAAAAGGAGCAGGACGGCGGCGAGUACUGGUGCGUGGCCAAGAACCGGGUGGGCCAGGCCGUUAGUCGCCAUGCCUCGCUCCAGAUAGCUGUUUUGCGCGACGAUUUUCGCGUGGAGCCCAAAGACACGCGAGUGGCCAAAGGCGAGACGGCUUUGCUGGAGUGUGGGCCGCCCAAAGGCAUUCCAGAGCCAACGCUCAUUUGGAUAAAGGAUGGCGUUCCCUUGGACGACCUGAAAGCCAUGUCUUUUGGCGCCAGCUCCCGAGUUCGAAUCGUGGAUGGUGGCAACCUGCUCAUCAGCAAUGUGGAGCCCAUUGACGAGGGCAACUACAAGUGUAUUGCACAAAAUCUCGUUGGCACUCGGGAAUCCAGCUAUGCCAAGCUGAUUGUCCAAGUGAAACCAUACUUCAUGAAGGAGCCCAAGGAUCAGGUUAUGCUUUACGGACAGACUGCGACUUUCCAUUGUUCAGUGGGCGGUGAUCCACCGCCAAAGGUACUGUGGAAGAAGGAGGAGGGCAAUAUUCCUGUAUCCAGGGCUAGAAUCCUCCAAGAUGAGAAAAGUCUGGAAAUAUCCAAUAUAACGCCCAGCGAUGAGGGGACCUACGUCUGCGAGGCACACAACAAUGUGGGUCAGAUAAGCGCAAGGGCUUCGCUGACAGUUCAUGCUCCUCCCAACUUCACCAAGCGACCCAGCAACAAGAAAGUGGGACUGAAUGGCGUUGUCCAGCUGCCUUGCAUGGCUUCCGGCAACCCACCGCCCUCAGUUUUCUGGACCAAGGAAGGAGUAUCUACUCUCAUGUUCCCGAACAGCUCUCAUGGCCGGCAGCAUGUGGCUGCCGAUGGAACCCUGCAGAUCACGGAUGUGCGACAGGAAGAUGAAGGUUUCUAUGUGUGCUCCGCUUUUAGUGUGGUAGAUUCCUCCACGGUUCGAGUUUUCCUUCAAGUCAGCUCUGUAGACGAGCGUCCGCCUCCUAUUAUUCAAAUUGGACCUGCCAAUCAGACAUUGCCCAAAGGAUCGGUGGCCACUUUGCCAUGUCGUGCAACGGGUAAUCCUAGUCCCCGCAUUAAGUGGUUCCACAACGGACAUGCGGUGCAAACUGGCAGUCGGUAUAGCAUUAUCCAAGGCAGCUCACUGCGAGUAGAUGAUCUCCAACAUAGUGACUCUGGAACCUACACUUGCACUGCAUCUGAGGAACGUGGAGAGACUUCCUGGUCAGCGAUUUUAACGGUCGACAAAUCUGGCUCCUCAUCUCUUCAUCGUGCAGCAGAUCCUAGCACUUAUCCUGCUCCUCCAGGCACACCCAAAGUCCUGAGUGUUAACCGCACCAGCAUAAGUCUUCGUUGGGGCAAAAGCCAAGAGAAACCGGGUGCUGUGGGUCCAAUCAUUGGAUACACUGUGGAGUACUUCAGUCCGGACUUGCAAACCGGCUGGAUUGUGGCUGCCCAUCGUGUGGGCGACACCCAAGUGACUAUCUCCGGUCUUAGCCCUGGCACUUCAUAUGUCUUCUUGGUUAGAGCGGAGAAUACGCAGGGUAUAUCUGUGCCCUCAGGCCUUUCCAAUGCUAUCAAAACCAUUGAUGAGGACUUCGAUGCAGCUUCAGCCAAUGAUUUGUCAGCAGCACGAACUCUACUCACUGGAAAGUCCGUGGAGCUUAUAGAUGCCUCAGCUAUUAAUGCCAGUGCUGUGAGACUAGAAUGGAUGCUGCAUGUCAGCGCUGAUGAAAAAUACGUAGAGGGCCUGCGUAUACACUAUAAGGAUUCCAGUUUGUCAUCCUCGCAGUAUCACUCGAUCACUGUUAUGGAUGUCUCCGCAGAAUCGUUUGUGGUGGGAAAUCUCAAAAAGUACACCAAGUACGAGUUCUUCCUAACGCCCUUCUUUGAGACCAUUGAAGGACAGCCCAGCAACUCCAAGACUGCUCUCACCUAUGAAGAUGUUCCCUCCGCACCACCCGACAAUAUUCAGAUUGGAAUGUACAACCAAACCGCCGGUUGGGUGCGUUGGACGCCACCACCCAGCCAGCACCACAAUGGUAAUCUUUAUGGCUACAAGAUCGAGGUUAGUGCCGGGAACACCAUGAAGGUUCUAGCCAAUAUGACCCUUAACGCCACCACCACUUCUGUGCUUCUGAACAACCUAACCACCGGAGCCGUGUACAGCGUGCGCUUGAACUCCUUUACCAAGGCAGGGGAUGGACCCUACUCAAAACCGAUAUCUCUCUUUAUGGACCCCACCCAUCAUGUGCAUCCGCCUCGGGCACAUCCCAGCGGCACUCAUGAUGGCCGACAUGAGGGUCAAGAUCUCACCUAUCACAACAAUGGCAAUUUACCCACCAACGAGAUUAAUCCCACGACUCAUAGGAAGACCACAGACUACCUUUCUGGCCCCUGGCUUAUGGUGCUGGUCUGCAUUGUUCUUCUAGUCCUCGUUAUUUCUGCGGCUAUAUCAAUGGUGUACUUCAAGAGAAAGCAUCAAAUGACCAAGGAACUGGGUCACUUAAGUGUGGUCAGUGACAACGAGAUAACCGCACUAAAUAUAAAUAGCAAGGAAAGCCUGUGGAUAGACCAUCAUCGUGGCUGGCGAACAGCAGAUACUGACAAGGAUUCUGGAUUGAGUGAAUCAAAGCUACUGUCCCACGUAAACAGCAGCCAGUCGAAUUACAAUAACUCCGAUGGAGGAACCGACUACGCCGAAGUGGACACCCGUAACCUCACUACCUUCUACAAUUGCCGCAAGAGUCCCGAUAAUCCCACGCCCUAUGCCACAACCAUGAUCAUUGGAACCUCCUCCAGCGAGACCUGCACCAAGGCCACAUCUUUGAGUGCCGACAAGGACUCGGGAACUCAUUCGCCAUAUUCUGAUGCAUAUCCCGGUCAGGCUCCUGCUGUUCCUGUUGUAAAAUCAAACUUCUUGCAGUACCCGGUGGAGCCGAUCAACUGGUCUGAGUUCCUACCUCCGCCACCAGAACAUCCACCGCCGUCUUCAACCUACGGAUAUGCUCAGGGAUCACCGGAAUCUUCGCGAAAGAGCUCCAAGAGUGCGGGCUCAGGCAUUUCCACCAACCAAAGCAUUCUGAACGCUUCAAUACACAGCAGCUCCUCGGGCGGCUUUUCCGCUUGGGGAGUCUCUCCCCAAUAUGCUGUCGCCUGUCCCCCAGAGAAUGUAUACAGCAAUCCGCUAUCGGCGGUGGCUGGAGGCACACAGAACCGAUACCAAAUUACGCCCACCAACCAGCAUCCGCCACAGUUGCCGGCCUACUUUGCCACUGCAGCUCCGGGCGGAGUAGUACCGCCCAACCACCUUCCCUUUGCCACGCAGCGUCAUGCAACCAGCGAGUACCAGGCUGGCCUCAAUGCGACGCGCUGUGCCCAGAGCCGCGCCUGCAAUAGCUGCGAUGCGUUGGCCACGCCAUCGCCCAUGCAGCCCCCACCGCCAGUUCCCGUUCCCGAGGGCUGGUACCAACCGGUGCAUCCCAACAGUCACCCGAUGCAUCCGACCUCCUCCAGCCACCAGAUCUACCAGUGCUCCUCCGAGUGCUCUGACCACUCGAGAACCUCGCAGGGUCACAAACGGCAGCUGCAGAUGGAGGAACAUGGCAGCAGUGGCAAACAGCGCGGUGGACACCACCGCCGACGAGGACCGGCGGUGCAGCCCUGCUUGGAGAGCGAGAAUGAGAACAUGCUGGCGGAGUACGAGCAGAGGCAGUACACCAGCGACUGCUGCAAUAGUUCCCGCGAGGGCGACACCUGCUCCUGCAGUGAGGGAUCCUGUCUUUACGCAGAGGCGGGCGAACCGGCGCCUCGACAAAUGACUGCUAAGAACACCUAAGGAAAAAGUAUUUGGGCCUCCCAAACUGGGUGGAUUAGUAUUAAAGAUAGCAUCUAGUCUAACUCUUCAUUCAUAUCGAACUUGGAAACAGUCUAGGGACUGGGUCAACGCAAAGUUUCUGCAUCAACUGUCGAGAGUCCAUUGCAACAUGUUUCUCCCGGCAGCUAAGCAAUAUAAUCUAAUUGUCUUUCUAAUAUUAGAAUUGCAUUCAAAAAACAAAUAUCUCAGAAGAUUCAGAAGUCGAGAACAGAUAGAUACAAACAGAUAAUGAGAUGAACAUGUUGUAGUGGAAUCUUGGGUACUACACUCAGAAAACACAAAACCACACUUGUCACAAUCAUGGGGGCACUGUGCAGCUUUAGCAAUUACGAAUUUUCCAUUAUCACAUCUACCAGCGUAGAGACUCAUAGACAGGCACAGUGCUCCCCCAUCCAUGCACCACAGAAAAGUUCCCCCCACCCACAUGGGGAAAUGAGAAACCUUUGUACUUAAGAGACGCCAGAGCUGUACGAUAGAUAUUGCUUGAUAAACGCAAAAAGUGAGACAGUAAUCAUUAGAUAGCAGGGAUCUGUUUCCCAGCAGAACUUCAUUAAAAAUACGUACUCAAAGGAACUUAUAGAGGAAGAUAAACCAGAUCAGGCCAUAGCAAGUACACACAAACGUAUGUAGUUAGAACCAAAGUACACACAAUUGUACAGCAUGUUUUGGGGCUUUCGGAUCGGUCCUAGUCAAUAGGCUUGAUAGCGAUACAAUAACGAUACUGAAUACGUUACGAUAUACUUGUAUGCAAAACUCUUUCAUAUCUACGAUCACAAUCGAGCACUUGUCUCCGACUCGAACCUGUGGGAAGUUGAGUAAGGAGAGAGUUGAGGGGCGACAAGUGAAACGGCAGUUGCAAUGUUUAAUGGUUAGUGCUUUUCUAUAACAAGGAAUAA
Drosophila eugracilis is the source of this 6075-nucleotide messenger RNA. It is a transcript of the gene robo1, whose product is annotated as protein sax-3. Lineage: Eukaryota; Metazoa; Arthropoda; Insecta; Diptera; Drosophilidae. Gene Ontology annotation, molecular function: protein binding; axon guidance receptor activity. Gene Ontology annotation, biological process: axon guidance; Roundabout signaling pathway; axon midline choice point recognition. The coding region runs from base 950 to 5140 and encodes 1396 amino acids. The transcript has 18 exons. The record is from RefSeq and is a predicted model, not a curated record.